Fusarium graminearum PH-1 is the source of this 1374-nucleotide messenger RNA. RefSeq lists its product as uncharacterized. The transcript has 4 exons. Bases 1 to 1374 code for a protein of 457 amino acids. NCBI's taxonomy places the organism in Eukaryota, Fungi, Ascomycota, Sordariomycetes, Hypocreales, Nectriaceae. The record is from RefSeq and is a predicted model, not a curated record.
AUGGUAUGGACCGUUCUGGCCGCACCAAGAACCUCCUACGAUGCUCCUUACUCAGAGCUGGAACAGCUGCCUGAGCCGUCCACUACGCCUACAUUCUGGGAGAAAUUGAAAGAGAAGCCACCACGACAGGAAAUGCUGAACACGAGAUGGCGCGGCAUAUUGGUUAUCGACAGCCUGAAAGAGAAGAUUUUCUACAACAAGAAUAUUUUCUUUAUAUACCUCCCUUGUGCUCUCAUGACGACCGCCAUCGUCACCGUGUUUACCCCACACAGCGGUAGUCAGAACAUGGAUUACCAACCCUUGGUGCCUGGACCUCGCUACUCCCACAACUUCACCUCUAACUCGGCAGAAUGCGCAGGUCAAGGCGAGGGAAACGUGUCCGGCGCAUACAGAUGGCCUCUGGGAAAUGAUACCGCGUUCUUUGCUAGGUAUCAGGGCGACUGUCCCCCAGUGCGUAUCACUUCGCAUGUUUCCAACAUCAAUUCCGAGAGCCCCGACAAAUACGCUUAUGUCGACGCCGGUGUUGCGGUUGAUCGAUCGGCACUGGGAGCUUCAGCGCAGCUCUAUCGUGGUCCAGAAUUUCAGAAACUUGAUCAGAAGCAUGGUCAGUUCCUGAGGAGCACAACCCAAUGUGUCCCAGUCAUGGCGUCAAACCCUGUAACUUGUACGAAGGGAGGCGGUAAGCUGAGAGUUGGAGACAACCCCAAGUCUCUAUACUUUGUCUCAGACAGUCCGACAUAUGGCCCAAAGCCCAUUACGCGACCGGUAGAGUUUGCAGCUAGAAGCUUCAACGAAAGCAGCGGCAUGGUCAAUUAUCUCUGGAGAGAUCGUCGGAACAACACCAUCGGACAAGGAAUUAUGGUCUGGAGCGCCUACAACGACCCUAAGGGCAAGACCCUCUUUGCAAAGGAUCUUGCGCGCACUAUCAACGAUCCUAACAGGACAGCUGGUAGUGGGGGUUCAGAGACCCGCCGCCUAAGUGGUGGUGAGACAUGCGUCCCAGAAAAGCAGACCGUUGGAAAUGUCCACUAUGUUGCAGCCACAACAUCCAUGUACAACAUGGUGAUGGAGAAUUAUGGUCUUGAUGGAUACUUCUCAACUGUCCAUCGCGUUGCCGGAGAAGACCGGCGUCCCCCAUACGCGUUCAGCAAUAGUGAAAACGGGUUGGAGGAUGCACUCGGUGUUAUUGCUGCCCUCGGCGUUGCCAACAUGCAUCUAGACGACCCCGUUGUGGCUAACUCAGUUGGCAGCAAAGGAAAGGCUAUAGCGGUUAUUGAGAUCAACCAACUUGGCGGUAACCGCCUCUUGCUUUUUGCCCUUGUGCCCCCAGUUGUUGCGUUUUUCAUAUUGUCUGUUUUAAAAGGAAUGAUGUGA